UGCCAAGUAGGCUUCCUGUUUUGUGGCAUUGAUAGUGCAUGGCGGCUCAUCCUAACUCUGUCCUGAAGUGAGGUGGGAAAUCUGUCCAAUAAUCCAGCAGAAGUAAGACAGACAAGGAGAGAAGUAAUUUUCAAUGCAGUACUUUAAAAAUAGACUGACCAAAGCAGAAUUCAGUUUUCUCAUAAAGCACUGUGUCAUAACAUCGUUAAAGCAGGUCUGCAGGAGAUAAGGAAUCCACCAUGAACGGGCAGCUGGACUUAAGUGGGAAGCUGAUCAUCAAAGCUCAGCUUGGGGAAGAUAUUAGGAGAAUUCCUAUUCAUAAUGAAGAUAUCACCUAUGACGAAUUGGUGCUAAUGAUGCAAAGAGUUUUUAGAGGAAAACUUCUGAGCAAUGAUGAAGUCACAAUAAAAUAUAAAGAUGAAGAUGGAGAUCUUAUAACAAUUUUUGAUAGCUCAGAUCUUUCCUUUGCAAUUCAAUGCAGUAGGAUACUUAAGCUGACAUUGUUUGUGAAUGGGCAACCAAGACCCCUAGAAUCUAAUCAGGUGAAAUACCUGCGUCGAGAGCUGAUAGAACUUCGCAAUAAAGUCAAUCGUUUACUGGACUGUUUAGAACCACCAGCUGAACCAGGGCUUUCCACGAAUCUGCCUGAAAGUGAUACUGUAGAUGGUAGGGAAGAAAAGGCUGCUGCUGCUGACUCUAAUGUUAAGCCAUCUACUCAAGUUAUAGCAGCAAGCAUGUCUGCAUUUGAUCCGCUGAAGAACCAGGAUGAAAUCAGCAAGAAUGUCAUGUCAGCGUUUGGCUUGACAGAUGAUCAGGUGUCAGGACCACCCAGUGCCCCUGCAGAAGAGCGAUCGGGAACACCGGACAGCAUCGCUUCCUCCUCUUCUGCAGCCCACCCCCCUGGUGUUCAGGCACAGCAGCCCCCGUACCCUGGAACGCAGCCGCAGACUGGUCAGGUGGAAGGUCAGAUGUAUCAACAGUACCAACAGCCUGGUUAUCCUGCUCAGCAGCCGCAGGCUCAGCCUCAGCAACAGUACGGUAUGCAGUACCCAGCAGGCUACAGCCAGCAGCAAGCCCCCUCGCAGCCAGCCCAGCAGUUCCCGGCCUACAGCCAGCCGGCCGCCCCGGCCCCGGCCCCGGCCCCGGCCCCGGCCGCCGCCUUCCCCGGGCAGGCGCAGCAGCUGCCGGCGCAGCAGCCCCCGCAGUACCCGGGGGGCAGCUACCCCCCGCAGCCCUACACCACGCAGACCUCCCAGCCCGCCCCCUACAGCGGCCCCCCCGGCUCCCAGGCGGCGCCCGGCGCCUACCAGCCGCGGCCCGGCUUCACCCCCCCGCCCGGCAGCACCAUGACCCCCCCGCCCGGCGGGGCCAACCCCUACGCCCGCAGCCGGCCUCCCUUCAGCCCCCAGGGCUACACCCAGCCGGGGCCCGGCUACCGGUAAGGAGGGGCCGCCCAACACGACCUCGGGCCACCAUCCCACCAGGCUCCAGGAUUUGUGACUGAGAUGCCAAAACGGUAACGAGGCGAAACUAGAGCUGUUCACUAAAUUCUGCUGGGGGAGGGGAACGACCAGAGGAACCUUUCCCGCUUUAAAUUGUAUCUGCUUCCUCCUUUAAUUUGGGGCUGGGUUGUUUUUUGGGAAACACUACCUACCUGUCUGUAAAGCGAUUGAUUGACAUUCUAGCUUGCCGUGGUUGAAGGAUAUGAAGAUGCUAGUUGGAAGCUUAGCCCACUUGUCAGGCUUUGUUUUUACUAAUACCAUGAUGUACUAAAUUAGAUGCAUUCUGGAGGAAAAACUAGAUCUGAUGUAUUAUAAAUUGUAACGCUCACAUGGAAAACUAAUAAAAACCCUGAAUCUAUUCAAUGCCUGAUCUUGAUUUUUAGAGUAUAGGUAAUAUGAAGAAGACGACUGCAUUAAGAGAAGUGUGUAUGCUGGGUGCAGAGAUACCAAGGUAAAGGCCAGCGGUGCUUGGGUCUGGAGGAGGAGAGGCAGAAUUUUUAGGUGUGUAAAUGGAAAAACAUUGCACGUACAGAGUGCUUUUGCAGAGGUUACAUAGCAGUAGAUGGUUUUGCACUGUCUGCUCUUAUAAAUGCCAGGUAACCCUUCUACCAAAUAAUGAGUAAGAACCAAUACAUAAAAAUCUUAG
Gavia stellata (red-throated loon) is the source of this 2148-nucleotide messenger RNA. RefSeq names its product trafficking from ER to golgi regulator (gene TFG). Gene Ontology annotation, biological process: COPII vesicle coat assembly; endoplasmic reticulum to Golgi vesicle-mediated transport. Lineage: Eukaryota; Metazoa; Chordata; Aves; Gaviiformes; Gaviidae. Gene Ontology annotation, cellular component: endoplasmic reticulum exit site. The transcript has 10 exons. The record is from RefSeq and is a predicted model, not a curated record. The coding region runs from base 240 to 1442 and encodes 400 amino acids. Gene Ontology annotation, molecular function: identical protein binding.